Molecule: messenger RNA, 561 nt
Organism: Histoplasma capsulatum G186AR
Lineage: Eukaryota; Fungi; Ascomycota; Eurotiomycetes; Onygenales; Ajellomycetaceae
Exons: 2
Coding region: 1-561 (186 amino acids)
Source: RefSeq, a predicted model, not a curated record
AUGAGUGACCAAAACAUCCUUAGGGCCCGCGAGACCUUCGCGACAAUUCUGAGUUAUUACGAGAAUCGUAGCAACAGCAGCAGUGAUUAUUCGACAAGUCUCCCUCCCCCGGACUGGGCCAGGAGCGCCAGGAGCUCCGAGUACGGAAAUAUAAUUAUCGGCUAUAUCCAGCCACGACCUCCCACCGCCGAACAAGCAGCGCAGGCACAGCAAUAUCUAAGUGAUCUAUUGCGGUCGCAAGAAACAAGGAACAGCUUGUCACCAACUGAGAGACAGCUGUUUACGGCGGCUGUUAGUGAGCCUAUUAGUCUGGUGAACCGACGUCCGCCAAAUCCAGCUCCAUCAAAUACACCCCCGUCAACUACAUUUGUAUUGAGUCCACGACCAUCAAAUCAGCCUCCGCCGAGUACAUAUCAGUCGACUGCAUUUCCACCAAGCCCACACCCACCAAAUCCGCCGCCAUGCAAUACAGAUCCAUCGAGCCUGCGUGAAUCGCAUCCACCUUCGAUGACUCCACCUUCGGCAUCGCCUAGAGCCACGACUGAAUCGGACACGCGCUAG